This is a messenger RNA of Ambispora gerdemannii, 1719 nucleotides long. The record is from the annotation of a GenBank genome assembly. Lineage: Eukaryota; Fungi; Glomeromycota; Glomeromycetes; Archaeosporales; Ambisporaceae.
AUGGAUCUUGAAAAGCUACUUGGUAAAUCUAAGAAUUCCGGAAACAAAGAAGGCACCGGAGCCUCUAAUCCCUCCAGGCCUAAAGUAAAUGGUUCCAUUCUUGCUGAGUUAGGCAAGCAACAUGAUAAUUCUUCGCGUUCCUUUGCAACAUUAGCUGGUAGUUUUCGCGGCAUGAAAGCUUUUAAUAGCUCUAAUAACACCGACGGAAGGGAAGAUGAUGAUCAAGAAAGUAGUGGAACUUCUGAUAGUGCAGAAGAAUCUGAAGGAACAGAAUCUUCAGAUUCUUCAACUACAAGAGUUGAGCGUCAUGAUGCUGCCGCUAAACAAAAUAAUAUUCAGGAUCAGAAGCCAAUCAAGGCCAAGGCUAAAGUCAAUUCAAAUAUGAUACUGUCGGAUUAUAGUGACUCUCGACAGAGUUAUAAUCGACAGCAGCCUGCCGAGGAAGUACGUACAGAGUUGUCACGUAAUAGUGAUUCUGGAUCAAAUAAUUCUGUCCGACGUCUUAAAGUUGGUGCAUCAACUAUUUUGGAAGAACCAUUAAAUUACAAAAAUAGUAGUAAUAUCUGCAACAUUAAUAAUGCUCAUUAUUCUCCACAUGUUGAUGCAAGACGAGUAUCAUUUGACGAAAAUGCUGAUAUUUCAUGGGGUAGCGAAUCUGGACAGUUCAAUUAUAAAAGACCAAAUGCACGGUCUAAUAUAUUAGAAGAAAAUACAUCAUCUGCUCGACAAGUAUUUUACCAUAGAGAUGUAAAUCAAAAUAUAAUUAAACCGCGAGCUACAAAAUCAGCUGUCGAAUUUAAUAAUAAUUAUUCACACUCUCAUUAUCAAUCAGUAAAUCGUAGCCCCCGAGCUUGGUCGGACGUUAUUUACCGUGGACCAGAGAUUAAAACUGAAGUGUCAUAUCGAAGUGAUCCAGGAUUAGCUGGUAGACGUCCAACUGUUAAAGCUAGUGCUCGUGUGCCAAUGCCUUAUGAAUUACAAGAAUCUAAUAAUGAUCAUCACUAUAAUGAGAUCAAACGCAAACCUAAAGUUUCAAUGGAUGCUAUGAUUGACAUGAAUGAUCUUGCUUCUAAUAAUUAUGGUGAUCGACGAUCUCAAAGAAAAGUAACCGCAUCUGCUCAGAUAAAUCCGGAAAAUGUCUACGAUGAAGACGAAAACGAUAAUGAUGACAUGGAUGAAGAAGAUGAGGAAGGAAGUGAGGAUACAGAAAAAGGAGAAAAGCAAGUCGGGAAAGCGAAUAGCGAUGAAGAAAUUUUGGCACUUUCCUCAAAUCCCAAAGUUCGAGAAAAAUUUAUUGACCUGAAAUCAUCCAAUAAAAAUCUUGUAAAUCUUAAUGCGGAUCUUGAAGCGAAAAUUUUGGAACAAUCAGAAACUAUUCAAAGGUUGCAUUCACUUGAAUUUGUGGCUAAUGCUCAGAAACAACAAUUAGAACAUCUUGAAAAAGUUGAAGAAUUAGUGCAAGAUUUAUCUACGAAAAUUGCUUCACAGGAAGCUGAAAUUGCAGGUCUCAGAGGUCAACUAGUUAAAACCGGAUCAGAAUCAAAGGAGACAGAACAGCCUCGUAAUUCAAUUUUAUAUAAUCCACGAUUAUUGCCAAUAAAUUCUCUCCCGCGUAUAAUUUAUGAUAGGGUUUCCGAUGAUGUUACUAUAUUAUUUUCGGUAGUCAUGUCCCUGGUUUAUACUAUAUAUCUGUUUCCAUUAGUUGUGAUCGCCAAAGCA